ACAGGAACAAGCCGUAUCGGACUAAGUCGAUGAAUUGUGCACAAAAGAGAAGAAUUAUGACAAUGAGACAUGGUUAUAUGAUUGCCUUUCUUUCCGUUCUUACUGUGUCAUAUGCUCUGUGGAAAUAUGAGCUGGAUCGUCCGAAACUAGUACAUAAACCCCAAGACAAGGUCAGAACAUACACGCACAAUGAAAUUGCCAAGAAUCGUACAAUGUAUAUCCAAGCUAAGUUUGGGAAUUCGUGUUAUAAAACACAAGUGUAUGACACUUGGUGGCAGACAUUCACUCUCCCACCAGGGCUGAAAAGAUCCAAUCAGUCUGACUGCCAGAAACGUCUACCAAACGUUAUUAUUAUUGGUGUAAAGAAAUGUGCGAGUGACGCUCUAAGGGAUUUUCUAAUUGUUCAUCCCUCUAUCGUUUAUAGCCAUGCUCCUAAGACAUACAACGGGAUAAAAGUGACUGGGUCAGGAGAAGCUCACUUUCUUGAUAGACAUUACGAUCACGGCAUUGAUUUCUAUAGAAACUUGUUUCCGUACAGCAAACCAGGCGACACGCUAUUGGAAAAAACACCACAAUACCUAAAUUUCCCGGACGAUGUUCCAAAGAGAAUCUACGAAGAUGUUGGACCACACACAAAAAUCAUAGCGAUUGUCUGCGACCCAGUAACUAGAGCAAUUUCUGAUUACGUUUUCGAGAAGAAACAUAGGUUUUACAAAUAUUUAGUACCCAACAUGAUAUACACAAUACGCUCGAAUUUUUCAGAUUCUGUUACAGAAAAUAGCCGUCAAGGAAAUAUCGAUGCUGGAAAUGAUUUGAUAAACGUCGGUAUAUACGCAUAUCAUUUAGUAAGAUGGACUGAGUAUUUCCCACUGUCACAAAUACAUCUUGUAGAUGGAGGUGUUUUCCGUAAUGAUCCAUUGAGUGAGCUUCGACGCCUAGAGACAUUUCUUGGAUUACCUGUUUUUUUCAGAAAUGAACAUUUUUUUCGUAAUCCAGACACAAAUAUGUUCUGUGUUGCAUUUCCUGAACAUCGGUGUUUAAGCAAAGAAAAGAAAGGACAGCAUCACCCGGAUGUGGAUGUUAAAACUAUCGAUCGUCUACGCGAGUUUUAUAGACCAUAUGAUCGUCAGCUGGUGGAGAUGUUUGAUCGCAUAUUCUCCUGGAUGGAUACCGAUAUUUUGCUGCCACGUGGAAGACAUUGAGAAGUAUAAGUAGUAUAUAUCUUGUGUUAAUAACAAUAAAUAGUAUUCU
This is a messenger RNA of Saccoglossus kowalevskii, 1251 nucleotides long. Its product is annotated as heparan sulfate glucosamine 3-O-sulfotransferase 2-like. Gene Ontology annotation, molecular function: [heparan sulfate]-glucosamine 3-sulfotransferase activity. Lineage: Eukaryota; Metazoa; Hemichordata; Enteropneusta; Harrimaniidae. The record is from RefSeq and is a predicted model, not a curated record.